GAAGUUGAACCAUGGAUCUCAAUCUUUUCUAGUCCAUUAUAUACUGAAUGCGGGUAGUAGGGUCCUCUGCAGGCUUCGGUAUAGAUCUCCUAACGUGCCGCAUGAUGCUUAUGGAGAUGAUGAGAUACAACGUCGAACUGGCGAUCCUCAAAGACGCGCUCUGUAUUUGGCCUGCUCCCUGCCCCUGUCGGCCCUGCCUUUGUUACAAGAGGGCGGGGGGAUAUUUUGCUCGCUAUUUCUCUCCAGUUUCACUCAUGUGUUUCCACCGUAACGCUAAGCGGCUGCUAUACCUCGGGCUCUGUUGGUCAUACUAUUGUGAUUCGUCGAAUUAUCCCAGAUUGAUGUCCACAACCGCAUUCUCUCUGACUUCCACUCAUUUCUGCAGCCUCGAUUCUCUUGGAUACUGCUGUUGCUGCAGGUAGCGAUG
Gamsiella multidivaricata is the source of this 427-nucleotide messenger RNA. RefSeq lists its product as uncharacterized. The record is from RefSeq and is a predicted model, not a curated record. Lineage: Eukaryota; Fungi; Mortierellomycota; Mortierellomycetes; Mortierellales; Mortierellaceae. Bases 48 to 422 code for a protein of 124 amino acids. The transcript has a single exon.